CGGUCUUCAGUACACUACUGCGAACACAUUGCGAGUGCUUUUCGUAUUUCAUUGACUUUUGUAUGUACUAGAAGUGAAUGUUAUUAUUUAUAUGUAAUAACGUUGACGAUGUCUAUUUUUAAUACGCGACAAUUUUUGGGAGCAUUAUACUCACGCUACGCAGCUUUCUUUCCGGCGUUUAAUUUAUCUAGAACGCAAAAGAUUUUUAUCAUUUGUUUGACUGGAGGUUCAUUGUUGCUCGGUGGUUUGGCACAAUUUUUAAAAAGAAGGCGAAGACUUCCAUUGCCUCCUUCUAAAAAAUCUAUAAGGGAUUUGAAACAAAGAUUUGCCAAUGCUAAAUCUAAUUUUGAUGCGUUAUCUCAAGUAUCAUGGGCUAGAAGAAGUGAGGCAAGUAGUAGAAGUCACAUUAGCGAACGAGCAUCGUUAAUCUCACCUUUACCAGAAGGUGCUGAAGGUGAUGUAAAAUUAACUCCGCAGCAGUAUGGUGUUCUAGGUUUGGAAGCACUAGAGAAGGCACUCUAUUGUUGGGAGGAUGCACUCACCGCGUUCAGUUCUACUCUAAGCAACGAUGCCCUUGCCCUGCCAUCAAACGCGGACGCAGCAUUUACGCAGGACGUACAAGAUCUCCUCGACAUGGGUUAUCAAAUCCAGAAUCACGCGGAGCUUCUAUUCAUCGAUCAGCACUCGGUGCUGUUUCGUGACGAUAGCCAGGAAAGCUUAGAGAGUCGCCAUCAAUCCAACAUGGGAAUGCGAAUAUCCGGAAAGGAAAAAGCUGAUGCUGCCUCUUCGCCAGAAUCGUUUGAAUCAGCACGGGAUGGGGUAGCUGAUCUACGUGAAUUCGAAGAAUUUUCAGAACUUUUUCCACAUUUCGAAAGGCAAAAGUUAUAUCAUGCAGCAUUAAAGCAACACGAAGAUAAAGGCAUUCCUUGCAGACGAUUGCAUACAGAGCUGGUAAAAUGCGGCUCCGAUGUUGAGUACUUGGCUAAAGUAUACUGUCUUCGUCAAGCUUACACGAAACUGUUCGAUAUACAGUCGACCUCCAUUUGGAUAGCUGAUAUUGGCCGUCAAAUUAUCAGCGAUUUAAUUAUUUAUGCCGACAGGGACCCAAAGGAUUAUCUAACGCAUUACGAACGAAUGCUGGAGUUCUUAAAUAAUCCAAGUAACAGUAACAUGAUCGAAGAAGAGUUAUUUAACCGUGGUGUCAAAUGUAUUAAUUUUUAUGACGUACUAAUUGACUUUAUACUAUUAGAUGCCUUCGAGGAAGUCGAGAAACCGCCAUCGUCCAUCAAGGCCAUACUUCAAAAUAGAUGGAUAUCCGCGAGUUUCAGGGAGACAGCUGUAGGAACCGCGGUAUGGUCGAUGCUGAUGGGUAAAAGACAAAUGUUGAAAUAUGAUAAAGGUUUCUUGGCCCAUUUCUAUUCCAUUUCUGAACAAGUAACACCAGUACUUGUUUGGGGAUUCCUAGGUCCCGAAGGAAGCCUACGAUCUACCUGCCAAUUCUUUAGAGAUCAGAUUAUAGAAUUUCUCAUAGAUAUAUUUAAUUUCUUCAAAGUUAGAUAUACAACUGUCGAUAAUCUAGCUGAGGAUAUACUUAGAGAAAUGAAAGUAAGGGUAGAGAAUAUUAAUCAAAGACUUUCAUUGGAAGGUGCCAGUCAAAUUUAAAAAAAUAAAUAAAUUAUUCAUAGCAAUUUAGAUAUAUACAUACAAACACACAUACAUAUAUAUAUAUAGCUUUUAUAUAUAUAUAUAUAUAGCUUAGAGAAUAUUAAAAUACUAUGAAAAUAUUAUGUAAUCUCUGAUAUUUAUAUUCGUCUCGUUUUCAACGAUGAGAGUAUUAUUAUAAAUAUCGUUAUUGGACUAUGAAAGUUACGUAAUUUUUUUCUUUUCUUUUUUUUUCAAAAUAUUUCGUAUCCAUUGUAAUCUUUAAUUUUUUUUUUUUCAAUUUAAGUUAGUUUCGUUUGAUAAGAAAAAUGAUCGGACUUUAAUCUUUACGAUCUAAUAUUUUAAAUUCUAUAUAAAAUAUUGAAAUACUUAAUUUUUUCGAUUGGUAAAUAUUAUAUAUCUAAAAGAAAAAAUAUAAAUAUUAGUUUCGGUUUUUCCAUAGUAUAAUAACUUCUCAGAGACAAAAAUCUCUUCACAAAGGCAUUUAAAUAAUCUUCUUAUUUUUAUUAAUCGUCAGUACCAAAGACAGUUGUUAGCAUUAAACAAAAAAUAUUAAUGUAUACAUUGUUUCAGUUUUUUUAGUCCAAAUUGCAAAUACUUCUCGAAUAAAUAUAUUCAAAAUAAUAUAUAAUAAUUUAUUAUAUAUUUAGUUUAUAAUAAUAUUUUAGUGAACAAUAAUUAUUUAAAUAAGAUUAAAUAUAUAACAACGUUAAAGUAAAUUGUUUAAAUAGCUAUUAGAAAGUAGACAAA
Molecule: messenger RNA, 2412 nt
Organism: Vespula vulgaris
Lineage: Eukaryota; Metazoa; Arthropoda; Insecta; Hymenoptera; Vespidae
Gene: Miga
Product: mitoguardin
Exons: 9
Coding region: 109-1662 (517 amino acids)
Biological process (GO): mitochondrial fusion
Source: RefSeq, a predicted model, not a curated record